Messenger RNA from Condylura cristata (star-nosed mole), 947 nucleotides. It is a transcript of the gene SPC24, whose product is annotated as SPC24, NDC80 kinetochore complex component. Lineage: Eukaryota; Metazoa; Chordata; Mammalia; Eulipotyphla; Talpidae. The transcript has 6 exons. The coding region runs from base 1 to 594 and encodes 197 amino acids. The record is from RefSeq and is a predicted model, not a curated record.
AUGGCGGCUUUCCGCGACAUGGAAGAGGUGAGCCAAGGGCUACUGAGCCUUCUGGGCACCAACCGCGCGGAAGUGCAGCAACGACGACUGCUUAGGCGCCACGAACAGAUGGUGGAACGGCUUCUGGAAACGCAAGAUGGCGCCGAACAGCGACUGCGGGAGAUCGUGGCUAUGGAGAAGGAAGUGGCCCAGAACCUUCUUGAUGCAAAGGAGCAGGCGCACCAGGGGGGUGCCAAGCUGCAGCAGCUUGAGGCUGAACUUCAGAAGGCCGGGGAGGAGGACACGCAUCUGAAGGACAGCCUCCUCCAGCUCACCCAGGAACUGGACGAGCUCAAGGAGAUCGAGGCUGAUCUGGAAAGAAAGGAGAGGGAAGUUGAAGAAGACACCACAGUCACCAUCCCAUCAGCAGUGUAUGUCGCUCAACUUUAUCACCGGAUUAGUAAAAUUGAAUGGGAUUAUGAUUGUGAGCCAAGGAUGAUCAAAGGCAUCCAUCACGGCCCCAGCAUUGCCCAGCCCCUUCACCUGGACAGCACCCAGCUCUCCAAGAAAUUCAUCAGUGACUAUCUCUGGAGUUUGGUGGACACGAAGUGGUAACCAGGAGCCUCUCAGACUGUCCUGCACACAGGGAGUCAGCAUGGGCAUGUGUUUGGAUGUCACUGUGUGCCCAUAAAGGUACUAGGUACUGAAGACAAGGAUGACAGAGAAGUCAAAGGUGAGCUGGUGCCACAGCCUCCAGCUACAGCAAGGUCAAGUGCAGCUGUGGAUGCAUCGAGGUGCUGGAUGCUGUGAAUUGUGAAUUAAGCAACAUACAGAGAUGUUUGCCAAGUGUAUCCUGAUUAAAAGGAUAAGACACCAACCAAAGAAAAUUUCCCUGGGACUUAAGGGGGAAGCAGAUAGUUAGUCCAUGCCCAGAUUUUCCACUGUGCCCCCUCCUAACUCUCAGUGCA